Messenger RNA from Naegleria lovaniensis, 1794 nucleotides. RefSeq lists its product as uncharacterized. Gene Ontology annotation, cellular component: nucleus; U2-type spliceosomal complex; U12-type spliceosomal complex. Bases 1 to 1794 code for a protein of 597 amino acids. Gene Ontology annotation, biological process: mRNA splicing, via spliceosome. Lineage: Eukaryota; Heterolobosea; Eutetramitea; Acrasida; Naegleriidae. The transcript has a single exon. The record is from RefSeq and is a predicted model, not a curated record.
AUGAGCCCAAAGCAAGAGGAGCAAGCAAUGCCUCUCUCCGACGACGGUGAAGAAACAACCACAGCAGCCAUGAUUAAUAAUAACAAUACAUCUACAAACGGUGGUGUUGAUGAUAAAAAAGCAAAGCAACAAAAGAAAAAGAAUAAAAAGCGUAAACGAAAAAAGACGAUCAUAUUACCACCGGGAUUAAAGCAAUACGAAAGAGUAAAUCAAGCAUCAAAUAGUGUGGAUCAUCAGCAAGAUGAUAUUUUUGUUCAAAAAGAUGUCAUUCAAGAACUUGCAUCAUCGGGAUCAGACAUUCUCGAUGAGUUUAAACGUAUAUUUGAACGAUUUGGAGCAACUGAGGAUUUUAAUUCUAAGCCUACUGUAUCUGAAGAAAUCGAGGAACCACCCAAGAAAGAAAAAGAUUUGUUUGAAUUGAGCAGUGAGGAGGAUGAAGCCCAACAGGAUCAGGAGGUAGAAGAGGAUGACGAAAAUGAAGCCGAUUACGAUCCUGUUUCUCUUAUUGCCAACAAGCGAGGUAAAAACAAAAACAAACUUAAGAAAAAGAAGAAGCGUAAAUAUAGGUUUACAGUUUCCCAGCUAAAGCAACUGGCACGAAAACCAGAUGUAGUUGACGUUCAUGAUAUCACAGCAAAUGACCCUGAACUGUUGGUUUACUUGAAAUCCUAUAGAAACAGUGUCCCUGUACCAUCUCAUUGGCUUCAAAAGCGAAAAUAUCUUCAAGGUAAAAGAGGAUAUGUCAAACCACCUUUCAAACUUCCAGAUUUUAUUGCAAAAACGGGAAUUACGAAGAUGAGAGAGGCAUACCAAGAAAAAGAAAGUGAAAAAUCCAUCAAACAAAAGAUGAGAGAACGAGUUAGACCAAAACUAGGAAAAAUGGAUAUUGACUAUCAAGUACUAAGAGACGCUUUUUACAAGCAUCAAACAAAACCAGAUAACACUACUAUUCAUGGAGAUCUGUAUUAUGAGGGAAAAGAAUUUGAACAACGCAGAAAAUAUAUCCACAAAUAUAAGCCUGGAAAACCACUAUCUGAAAAACUGAGACUUGCUUUGGGUAUGCCAGUAAACGCUCCCCCUCCAUGGCUUAUUAAGAUGCAAGAACACGGCCCUCCUCCAUCAUAUCCUAAUUUAAGAAUACCAGGUUUGAAUGCUCCAAUUCCUGAAGGAGCUAGUUAUGGUUACCAUCCUGGUGGAUGGGGACGGUUGCCCGUCGAUCACAUGAACAGACCUCUCUAUAACAAGUUCUUUGGUGCCAAUGCUAUCGAGCCAGAAGAUAAACGGGAUGAUUCCAAAUCCAAAUCAUUGUGGGGAGAAGAUAUCAUUGACGACAUGCAGGAAGAAGAGGAGCCAGAAGAAGAGCCUACUGAAGAGAUUAGGGAAGGAGUGGACUCUGAUGAAGAAAUGCAGGCUGCAGUCACUGAAAAAGAGGAAGAAGAGGAGGAAGAUCAAAGCUCUAUCAUAUCUGUUAGUGGUCUAGUGACACCCAAACCGAUGGAUUAUUAUCCACAAAAAUCCGUCACAUCUGUGACAGUUCCUCUGAAAACUCCUGAUGCUAUCAAUUUAAGAAAAGAUGCAAAGAAAACAAGUGAUUCAGAACCAAAGUUACUUUACAGAGUGUUGGAAGAAGAAAAAAGAGAAAUUGGAGCCAAUGAAUACAUGGGUUCAUCUACCAAAUACAAAGUACCACCUACUGGUAGCUCUACCAUGUUGCCACCAACCCAAGAGUCAGCAGAUGACAAGAAACGAAAACGGAAAGAAAGCUCAGGAUCACAAAAGAAGUUUAAGUUUUAA